This is a messenger RNA of Amborella trichopoda, 3134 nucleotides long. RefSeq lists its product as uncharacterized. Lineage: Eukaryota; Viridiplantae; Streptophyta; Magnoliopsida; Amborellales; Amborellaceae. Gene Ontology annotation, biological process: protein peptidyl-prolyl isomerization; protein folding. Gene Ontology annotation, cellular component: cytoplasm. Gene Ontology annotation, molecular function: cyclosporin A binding; peptidyl-prolyl cis-trans isomerase activity. The record is from RefSeq and is a predicted model, not a curated record.
UAGAUACUCUAGAGAGAGAGGGGGUAGUGAGAGGAGAGAGAGAUAGAUAUUAGAGAGAGAAAGAGAGAACGGGUGGUGCGAGAAAGGAUUUUAUUUGAGCGAGAAGGGUUCUAUAAGUCAAAUUCCAUUUUUCUCCUACCCCUCUUUUAUUUUCAAUGAACAAAUAGCUUGAGGUUUAGCUUUUCUUAGGUUUUCGGUCACAUGGAGCCCCAAAUUUCCAACCCCAAUCGCUGCAAACCCUCCCCCUGAAAACCCUAAUCCCAUGUCAUCGGCUUAGCCGCCGCCAUUAGGACUAGCUGCAUUUCAACAUCAAUGAAGUCUGAAAAGAUGGCUAAGAAAAAGAAUUCUCUUGUGUUUUUGGAUGUAUCAAUUGGUGGGGAUCCUGCUGGAAAAAUGGUCUUUGAGCUAUUUUCUGAUGUUGUUCCUAAGACAGCUGAGAAUUUCCGAGCACUCUGUACAGGCGAGAAGGGCAUUGGACAAGUUACAGGAAAGCCUCUGCAUUACAAGGGAUCGAUAUUUCAUCGCAUAAUCAAAGGAUUUAUGGCUCAAGGUGGUGAUUUUUCAAGAAAAGAUGGCACUGGUGGAGAGAGCAUAUAUGGUGGGAAGUUUGUAGAUGAAAACUUCAAGCUGCAUCAUGAUGGGCCUGGUGUUUUGUCCAUGGCAAAUGCUGGUCCAGACACAAAUGGUUCUCAAUUCUUUAUCACCUUUAAGUCUACAGGCCAUCUUGAUGGGAAACAUGUUGUUUUUGGAAAACUUGUGGAAGGAAUGGAUGUUCUAAAGAAAAUAGAACAGGUUGGUACAGAUCAAGGGAGGCCGACUCACAAUGUGAAAAUUGUUGACUGUGGUGAGUUUAUUGAAGCCAAAGCUCAUGGUGUGGUGACAACAGAGAAAGAUAAAAAGAAACCAAAGAAGUCAAGAAAUGUUAGGGAAUACUCCUCUGAAGAUGAUAAUGAAGGGCGGGGGAGGAAGCAUAAGAGAUCUUAUAGGGAUCGAAGAAAGAAGAAGAAGAGGAGGCAUUAUUCCUCGGAUUCUGAUAGCUCGUCUGACUCGGAUGACGAGUCUUCUUCUGAUACUUACUCUGAUACUGAUUCUGAUUCUUACGGAAGUAGUUCUAGUGAAGACAGGCGUAGAAGAAGAAAGAAAUCAUCAAGAAGGGAUCGCCAUAGGCGUGGGAAAAGAAAGAGGGACAGGCGCAGGGAGAAACGGAAAAGACGGCGUGAUAGACGGUCAAGGCGCAAGUCAAAAUGGAGUUCUGAUAGUGCAAGUGAUUCAGAGAGUGAGAGUAGCUCUGAUGAUGGUUUGAAGGCUCGAGAACCAGUUCGAAAGUCAAAAAACUCAUUGCAGGCUGCUGAGAAAUCACCUCGACUCCCUGUAGGAAUGCAGUCCUCCCCAGUCUUAGACCAAGAACCAGAAGUGGAUCGCCAGAAGAAAGAGGAAGUAAAAGUCAUUCUUGACAACGCAUCACAAGAGGAGGGUGAAUUUUCCCGUGAAAAUGGUGAAAUACCUGCCAAUGCGAACGGGGCAGAGCCUAAAUCUGAUAAAACCUUGGGAAGACUUGCCGAUUCAGAUCGCGGUAAAUCCAGGAGCCUGAGCAGGAGUCGAAGUGCGAGCCUUAGCCGGAGUGCAAGUCCAGGCCCUAAGAGAGGCAGUAGCGUGAGCCCAAGCCCUACGAGACGCCAGAGUGUAAGCCCAAGCCCUAUAAGGGGUCGUAGUAUAAGUGCAAGCCCCAAGAUGGACCGAAGUCUCACUCCAAGCCCCAAGAGGCGCCGGAGUCUAAGUGCAAGCCCCAAGAUGGGCCGAAGUCUCACCCCAAGCCCCAAGAGGCGCCGGAGUCUAAGUCCAUGCCCUGAGAGGAGCCCAAGUCCAAGCCCUAAGAGGAGGAGCCCCAGUGUGAGCCCUAGGAGAAGCACAAGCAGAAGCAGGAGCCCCAGCGUGAGCCCAAGAAGGAGCCUAAGGAGGAGCCCCCCUCCUCGAAGUGUUAGCAGGAGCCCUGCAAGGCCUCCUGGUAGGGCUAAUCGUGGUAGUUAUUCGAGGAGCCCUGUGAGGAGGGGUCAGGCCCCUUCUCUCUCUAACCAUGGUCGAAGUGUGUCAAGAAGCCCUUCUCCUGAUGGUACACCUAAACGUAUAAGGAGAGGGCGUGGCUUUAGUCAGCGCUACUCGUAUGCAAGAAGGUACCGCACUCCUUCCCCUGAUCGCUCACCUGUGAGGUCCUAUCGCUAUGGGGGUAGAAGCGGUUUGGACCGGGAUCGGGAGAGAUACUCAGGCUAUCGUGGUUAUUCAGAUCGGUCACCUCCAAGACGAUACCGGAGCCCCCCUAGAGGCAGAACACCACCAAGAUACAGGAGCAGGAGAAGCCGGAGCCGAAGCAUAUCUAGGAGCCCAAUAAACUACCGGUCGCGUGGAAACAAGGAUCUCAGCCGAAGCCCAGCAUUUAGCCGAAGUCGAAGCCGAAGCCCAGUGGAUGAGAGGCCUUCCAUGAGUGAGAAACUGCGCUCUCGCCUUGGUCCUGGCACGUCUGCUCGGCAUUCCUCAGAGAAAGGAAGGUCUAUUUCAAGGAGCCGGAGCCCUUCUUCAAUGUCGAGGUCAUCUGAUGAUGCUAAGAAAUCGAGGUCUCCUCUUGGGAAGGAUCGUUCUCCUAGUAGGUCGCGGUCUCCUAGCCCCUCUGGAAACAAGGGCCUCGUUUCAUAUGGAGAUGGGAGCCCUGAUGCUAAGUAGAGGUUUCGUUGUUCAUUCAUGCUUAGGUUUUUAUUAUGAAUUGUGACUUUCGUAUUUGGGUACUUGGUAAUUUGCUAGUAGGGAGAUGGUCGUAUGUGUCCCUUCUGAAGUCUCUCUCAAUCUUUCUCUCUCUCUGUUUGUUUUGGUACUGUAGAGAUGGACCAAGCUUACUAGUGGGUUUCUUGCUGUGUGAGGAUUAAUUUGUAUCAUUCCCCCUAGUAUGGUAUGCGCUCUAAUGGAUAUCUUCUCCAUUUUGGAAAGGAUCAAGUCAUAUGUAGAAAAGGGGGAAUGGAGUGAGAUUUGUCGGGUGUGUUAUUCGUACCCAGUUUUGUGGGCUUGGUUGUUAUUAGCAUUUGCUUAUCAUGGAUCAUUUAUUCCUGUUGACAUGGUAUUUUUAGACGAGUAGUUUCAGGUUGGCA